Pteropus alecto (black flying fox) is the source of this 1740-nucleotide messenger RNA. RefSeq names its product ATP6V1F neighbor (gene SPMIP1). The transcript has 2 exons. Bases 428 to 958 code for a protein of 176 amino acids. NCBI's taxonomy places the organism in Eukaryota, Metazoa, Chordata, Mammalia, Chiroptera, Pteropodidae. The record is from RefSeq and is a predicted model, not a curated record.
CAGGAGGCCAUAACUCAAGGACUGGUCUGAAUCAAAGAUGACCAGCUCUGGCAGGGAGGAAUGGGAGGAUUGUACCCAGACCCCUGGCUCCCCAACUUCAGUCUGUAUGGGCUGGGAGGGAACCUGAGCCCAAAAGAUGGAAGCAGAAAACACAGGAAACCGGGAAGCUGUGAUUCUAGACUGGGCCUGGGUCCUGCAAGGGUUGUGGAGACCAAGGCUCUUAGCCAAUGGGCGCUGGCCUCAGGCUGCCUCAGGAAGCAAGGCAUGUGAGGUGUGCUGAGGGCAUGGCAAGUAGAACCCUGGCCCUGUGUGAGGUGAGGCUUGGUUGCCUGGUGACUGUCCCUGGGCAGCCAUCUGCUGUCAGAAGGACCUGCUCUGCUCACCUCUCAGCCGCAGACACCCUGGUACCACUCUUGCCCUUGCCACCAUGUCGCGGCAACUCAACAUGGACACAGUGCAACAGAACUUCUGGAAGGAGGAGUUUCUGAGGCAGAAGAUGUUGCGCUGUGAAUGGCACCGCAAGUAUGGGUCGAUGGUGAAGGCCAAGCAGAAGGCCAAGGCUGCAGCCCGCCUCCCCCUCAAACUGCCCACCCUGUACCCCAAAACCCCACUCUCACCCCCACCCGCACCCAAAGCAGUUCGUUCCAGGGCCCCUAGCCCUGCCCCGGGAGCUCCUAUUCAGUCAGAAAUGUACCCAGUACCACCUGCCACGCGGGCCUUGCUGUACGAAGGCAUCUCCCACGACCUCCAGGGGCGCUACCACUACCUGAACACCCGAAAACUGGACAUGCCAGAGAUGCGCUACCUCUUCCCUGUCACCACCAACUUCACAUAUGGCUGGCAGCUGGGUCCCCCAGUGAAGCAAGAACUGGUCUCCUGCAAGAUGUGCCGCAUUGAAUCGUUCUUCCGCAAGAACGGGGCCUUCGCACUGCUUGACCCCAGGGACCUGGCUCUCUGACCUUGGGCCAGGAGGCGGCUUAGAGGAGGGAAGAAGAAUCACGCGCCACCUAGUGGGAAGAAGCUCUUGCAUGUGUCUGUGUGUUUGGCUCUCCCAGGCCCUGGACUGCGUUCUGGGCUUUUCUGAAACUACCUCUGAUCUGUAGAUUGGCCUCUUGCUUCUUCCUUAACCCCCAUCUCUUUAAUCAUCCUUUUGAAAAUUCAGCAAUGGUUAGACGAGAGCUGGGAAGGUUGAAGGCUACUCUCCAGGCGCAGGUUUCUCAGUGCCAGGGGACCACAGUAGCUGCUGGAAGUUCUUGGUAUUCCUGGGGAGAGAGUGGCCUGUCAUCCCAGAUGCCAGAGAAAGGGGGCCGCCACCACCCCCACAAGCCUCCCCUCGCCCCCUCACCUGGCCCCGAGGGCCCGCAGCCACCCUGUCCUCUCCUGGUGCAUCUGUCUCAGCUGCUCCUGCAGGGCGCGCCGCUGCCCCGCAGCGUCCUCCUGGGCAGUGCGGGGCACUGAGCGCGCUCACCUCCCAGCCCCACAGCUCGACGUAGCCAGCAGGGGGCAGCACCGGGACAUACUCGCCCCGCUCAGCCCCCUCCCAGCUCUCGAUCUGUGUCUGCACAAGUGCGCGGUGCACACACUUGAAAGGGAACCAGGACGCACCCAGCUUGGCCCAAGGCCCCUACUAACCUCUCCCGGAGGUCUUGCCUGUGACGAGAGCUGAGCCGGGCUGGGUGGGGACCCCAGGGGGUGCACCCGGCAGUGGCGGUUCCUGACGAUGCUAAGACGUCCCAGGAC